AUAGUGGUCUCGGCUUCUUAAGUGCUUUUUAUUUUAUUAUAGAGAACAUUCGUACUGUUUUUCCACGAUUUCUCUAGCCUAUUUACAAAGCCUUAUAUUCUUUAUGAUCAGGCAAUAUGAAGGGAGUGUCUAAAAGAUUUAGGUGAAUUCAACAUCUUCGGAUUAAUGCAAUCAGUUUGAUCCCUAUAAGAUGCUGGACGGCUCUGCUUCUCAUGCAUCUGCCUUCCAUUUUACUUAUUGUUUAGUGUUAUCUUAUUGACCGGGAUAGUUGCUCAUUUAUUGUAGUUAUAUACACUGGUGACUAUGUUGAUCAUUAUGCUAAACCCCUUUAAUCUAAUAACGUGCUAGACAUUUUCAAGAUGAAAAAUUUAUGAAAUAGUGUUUUAAAUGAACUGAAACUUCCGUCUGUCUAAUUAAGCCUUAUUCCAUCAUUCAUUAAUAUUGUUUCAUAAUUGCGUGUAAAUGCACUGUAGACCAGUUUACAUAGAAAUAGUUUUUGGUAUUUUAGGUAGAGUAGUUGUCUGAAAACAUGGCUGUAAAUUCAUUCAGGUGCAAAGCACUUCAUUCUCAUAAGUGAUGGGACGCAGAAAAAUUGAAGUCCAAAAAAUUGAAGAUAAAAAUAAAUGUGUGGCCACUUUCCGCAAGCGUCGAGAUGGUUUAUUUAAGAAAGCGCUUGAACUACAUCGUCUCACUGGCGCGGAAAUUACACUGAGUUUAGUAUACAACAAAUCAAGAUAUUACUUCAGCUCACAUGGUGAUAAAGAUGAUGGAGAUGUAAUUAACAAUUUUCACUACACUAAACAUUUUCAGUUCAAGGCAUGUGGAUCUCAUUUACCACACGGUUGCAAUGAAACUAAUUGUUCAUCCAUGUUAUCAAAUAAUAAUCAUUCAAGUCAAAAAAAUGAAACAUCUAUUAAACGGAAUCCAUUUCCAUUGGUGAAUUCCUCUAACAACUAUACAAAAUAUAAAUAUAAAAGUACAAAGUUAACUAGUGAAGAGAGAUUAGCUAAUUUACGAUAUUUAAUUGUUGAUGAGUUAUUUAAACAGGCGCUUACACGAUUUCGUUCUUUAACCAAAGUAACCAGUUUGAAUAAGAAACAGUCAAUAAUUAGUCCCUGUUAUAAUAGUAGUGGUAGUUGGACUAUGUUAAGUCCAUCAAGUAUUAUUCCUAAUUAUGAAGUUUCAUCAUCUCAUUUGGUAGAUCAAUCAGAAAAGGUUUUUAAUGAUGAAAAUAUUUUGUCUAUAGUUCAAACACACACAAAUUCACCAUUACAAUUUAUCUAUUCACCAAAUAAUUUAUCAUAUUCAUCAUCAAUGAAUACUACUACAGAUCAACAAUUAUCAAAAGAAUUUAAUUCAAGUCCAUUAAGUCAAAUUUUAGAGUUUAUUGAUGAUAAUAUUAAUACUACUACUAAUACUACUGAUAAUAUCAGUCAUGACAAUGAUGAGUCCGAGGUAGACAACAGCAACAACAAUAAUAAUAAUAAACAAUAUUUGGAUUUAGAUAAUGAUACUUCACAACCAUCAUAUUUUACUGAAUUACAAACACCAAAUAUGAUAUGUUAUUUAGAUGAACCAAUCAAUUAUUAUUCAUCAAUAAAUGAUAACCCAUUAUUGAUUGAAGAGAGCACAAAUUGAUUAUUAUUGAUUAUUAGUGAUCAUUUUAUUUGUUUAUUUAUUUUUCUUAAAGAAAGCUAUUGUGAUACAUAAUCUUACUUUUUAUUUAUUUAUAUAUUAUAUUGAUAUAGUUUUCUUUAAUCUAUUCAUCAUUAUCACCGCUAUCACCAAUUACCCAUUAUCAUUAAUAUAUAUAUAUAUGAACUCAUUAUAUUAUGUAUCUAUGUAUGUAUGUGUGUAUCAUGACAAUUAUUUAGGCAUGAAUUUAUUUUACAAUCUAAUUCAUUUGUGCAAUAUAAUGUGAAAGUACUAUACAGAUAAAUAUACUUGUCUUGUCUGUGUU
Molecule: messenger RNA, 1960 nt
Organism: Schistosoma margrebowiei
Lineage: Eukaryota; Metazoa; Platyhelminthes; Trematoda; Strigeidida; Schistosomatidae
Source: the annotation of a GenBank genome assembly